Molecule: messenger RNA, 2564 nt
Organism: Branchiostoma floridae (Florida lancelet)
Lineage: Eukaryota; Metazoa; Chordata; Leptocardii; Amphioxiformes; Branchiostomatidae
Product: TP53-regulated inhibitor of apoptosis 1-like
Exons: 2
Coding region: 170-451 (93 amino acids)
Source: RefSeq, a predicted model, not a curated record
CGGACUUAUCAUUUUAGAACUACUUUGUUGUAGUGGAAUGUUGGAUAUCGCUGCAGAUGACACAGCUGUCAGCAGGCUUCAAUUCGAAGUAAACAGAGAGACGUCCCGACGAAAAAACUCUGUAUAAUUUCUUCGGCGUUUCAGUCUACCGUACAAGAAAACGAUCACCAUGAACAGCGUGGGUUCAGAAUGUAACGACAUGAAGAGGGACUACGACCAGUGCUUCAAUAAGUGGUUCUCUGAAAAGUUCUUGAAGGGCGACCGAGCGGACGAGGCGUGCACGCCUCUCUUCAAGAAGUACCAGUCUUGCGUCAAGAAAGCAAUGAAGGAAAAGGACAUAAACGUCGAGGAUGUGGAAAGAACUAUUCUGGGUACAAACAGUGAGCCACAGAAACCGCCCUCUGCGAAACCAUCCAGCGAAGAGUCCACAUCAACAUCUGGAACUUCCUAACAAUGGAACCUUCCUUCAGACUUUAAACUACACAUGAGAUUACUUAAAUGUAGAUAGCUGAUGGAAGGAAUACAGUGUUUUAAGCAAUGUCAGGGAUUGACUUUGUUUUUUGUAAGGGUACUCUUUGUACUAUGAAUUGAAAAGUGGAAAUACCAUGACUGUGCAAGUGAAGAACACCUUGUUAUGUCCAGGCACCUGUGGGUCGUUUGAGGACACAAGUCUUUGUCAAGACAGAAAGCAUGGUGGUGAUUACAUGUAUUUAAGGGAGACAACUUGAUGUCUUGAGUACUGCUCCAAGCAAGGGUAUGUUCUAUGGUUUGGACUGUGGUUCAAGUUUUUUCCAAUUAGCGCUGUGUACCAAAACAAUUUUUGUGUACAGGUAUACAGGUAAUGGGUUUAGGUACAGUUCUGUGGUCCAUUUAAUAUCUAUAACUUAAGUACCCAAGUUUGCAACUGUUCUUUUAUUGGUAAAUUGUCAUCUUUGUAUGAGAAUUUUACAUAUUUGAGAAUCAAAACAAUCUUCAACUGGCAGGUGAUAAAAAUUGUUACAUUUUGUACAGAUUACCUUCACUAGAAGGUUAUAUUCACAAAGUAGGGUUUAUUUAUCUUGAGGCUUUUUAUUUAUAGUGCUCUACUAGUAGUCUGUUCAGAUACAAGUGCAGGUACACCUGGUGUUCAGUUCUGGACCUGUAUGUAUACAAUUUUACAGGUACAGGUACAUGUACAUAGCCCUAUUUCCAACAGCUUUCAGGGAAUAAUGUGGCAAGAGUACCAUUCUACAAAGCAACCUUGAGUAUCCUCUUGAAUCAUUCUAACUUAAUCUAAGGGUACACACAACUGUAGGUUACAUUUUGCAGUGAAACCUGACCAGCCAACCACCUGGCACAGUCAACCACCAUCAGUAUCAAGCCAAUGGAAACAGUCCUGUCCAAUUUUACAGGAAGUUAAGACCCUCUUCUAAAGCUAAGGGCACUACCCGCCGCACAUGCAAUUUGUCCGUACGUUUUUUUUUUAGGCCACGUCUGCCAUGUAUUUCUGAAAAUACAUGUCUGCGUGCUUCAAAAUCCAUUGGAUUCCCUACGUGUUCGUACGGAGGCGGUACUUACCACUUACGGAUCCCAAAAGAUUGCCCACAUUUUGGCACGUAUUUGCACCUACAGUGGGUUGUGCCCUUAGCUUUACCAACCGUAUUACCCAGCCUAGCAUCCACAUGUAUCAGAUUUUCUGCUUCUCUUGCAUCUUACUCUUAGUUAGGAGAUUUGGUAGGAAAAGGGUUGGCAAAGCUGUAGUGUAGUAAUACUAGUAUAUUACAAAUGAUUCUGUACAGUUUUAUAAUGAGAUGGAAAGACACGUUUUCUCUGAAUGUCUUUAUUGUUCUCAGACUUGAGGGGGAAGUAGUAGCCAUGAUUUAUUUUGUUUGCCUCUUGAAUUCUAUUUUGAAUUAUCUAUAGAUUUUAGAUAUAUCGUUUCUGCUUGGUACUAGUAUGUUUGAAAUUGAAAGGAGAAUAUAUUACUAGUAAGUCAAAUGUUUUUUAAGAAAUAAGCAAGUAUGAAAUGAAAACACAACUUAAGCAAUUAUUACGGCAAAUUUAAUUUGGUAUGCAAGCACUUGAAAAUGUGAAUUUCUUGUUACCACAUAUUGCAAUAUACAUACUUCCUUAUUUACCAAAGAGAUAGGAUGGUAUAUGAUUAUUGUGCAUUACAUUAAGGGUUGCUUCCAAAUAACUCUGUAUCAGAUGCAAUUAUUGUGACAAGACAAUAAAUAUUAUUGGUUGUUUAACAGGUACCACAAUUGCUUUCCUGGUUUCUUCUAGCCUGUGCAACACAAUAUUUUUAGGGCUUUAAAAUAGGUACUACAUGUACUAGCCAGUUAGUAAUACAGGCAGUUAGGAGCAAGUUGCAGGACUUAAUCAGUCUCUGUUCUUUUUCUUUCUUGUGACCUGAGAGGGUGUUAACACAGUAGCUGAUGCAAUAUUCAUACAGAAUCUAGAAGCUGUACUAACACUUGUUUCUUUUGGAAAGACUUUUAAUUAAGGAUUGCAAAGACGGAAAAGAUCACUAAAUGUCUUACUGUAUGUUAUCGCUAAACCUGAGUAAAUGGAGAGAUUACAAU